Messenger RNA from Caenorhabditis briggsae, 645 nucleotides. The transcript is spliced from 4 exons. The coding region runs from base 1 to 645 and encodes 214 amino acids. The record is from RefSeq and is a predicted model, not a curated record. Gene Ontology annotation, biological process: proteolysis; collagen catabolic process; extracellular matrix organization. NCBI's taxonomy places the organism in Eukaryota, Metazoa, Nematoda, Chromadorea, Rhabditida, Rhabditidae. Gene Ontology annotation, cellular component: extracellular matrix. Gene Ontology annotation, molecular function: metalloendopeptidase activity; zinc ion binding.
AUGCAUCGUGCAUUCAACGAAUGGUCAGCUGUCUCAUCAGUGGAUUUUCGAGAGAUUCCACCCGAUGUGAUAUCAAGAAUCCCUCCUGAUAUUCAUAUUGCGUUCGAAAAAGGAGAACACUCCGAUGGUUUUUCGUUUGAUGGGCAGGACGGCGUAGUAGCCCACGCAUUCUAUCCUCGUGACGGGCGUCUUCAUUUCGAUGCCGAAGAACAGUGGAGCUUGAAUUCUCCAGAAGGUGUUAAUUUGUUCCAAACAGCUGUUCACGAGAUUGGUCAUUUGUUAGGAUUGGAGCAUUCAGUGGACACGAGGGCGGCAAUGUUCGCUGCCAAGAGGCCAUAUGAUCCUGCAUUCACUUUGGGUGACGAUGAUGUUCGAGCUAUUCGAUCCUUGUUCCCACAAAAAGAUCCGGAUCCCGUGGCUGAUAGUUUUAGCAAAAAUUCUGGAACGAAGGAAUCCCAGGAAUUCAAAGAUAUAGUAGUAAUGAGCAAGAAAGUAUUGAAGAAGUUUGAUGGAAAACUGGACGAAGAAAAACAUGAUCCCUUCGAAUCGUCGACAUCCUCUUCUUCAACACCUAUCUCCUUCUUCCCAUUCCCUCUUCCAUCAAUCGAUCAUUUUCAAAGACGAAACGACUGGUUUGUCGUUUAA